AUCCCAUCAGGAACUGCGCUGAAUUCUCAUCCAUCGCAAUGAGCAACAAAUUUCUGGGCACCUGGAAACUUGUCUCCAGUGAGCAUUUUGAUGACUACAUGAAAGCUCUGGGUGUGGGGUUAGCCAACAGAAAACUGGGAAAUUUGGCCAAGCCCACUGUGGUCAUCAGCAAGAAGGGGGAUUAUAUGACGAUAAGAACAGAAAGCGCCUUUAAAAACACAGAGAUCUCCUUCAAGCUGGGCCAGGAGUUUGAAGAAACCACAGCUGACAACAGAAAAACCAAGAGCAUCGUGACGCUGGAGAGGGGAGCCCUGCAACAAGUGCAGAGAUGGAACAGUAAAGAGACAACCAUAAAGAGGAAGCUGCUGGACGGGAAAAUGGUCGUGGAAUGCAUGAUGAAGGGCGUGGUCUGCACCAGAAUUUAUGAGAAGGUCUGAGAAAAUCGCUGCAUCAUUCAACUGGUGCUUCCCCACCUAAGACUGGGAAUCAUUCAGUGAGACCCGAGGACCCUGCAGCUGACUUGUCUGGUUUUGCAUUUGUCCUGAUAUGUUCUAUAGGUAAAUGUUUCAGUUGAGAAUUAACCUAACUUUGUUAAUUUAGACAUUUUCCAUUUCAUCCGUGUCUUACUAUGUUAAUCCUUCUGUAUUGACCAGGCACAAAUAGUCCAUGAAAAUCACUGCCUGCUAAGUGACAGCCUAGGCUGCGCUCAUACUGUUUGAAAAGAAGUAAUCAAUACUAAAGCAAAGUAAGAAUAUUGAUCUGGGCAGUGAUAAAUGUCUCCAGGGGCCUGGAAAUGUAUGAGGCAGGGGAACCACAAAGAAAACAAAACAAGGGGAUGAGCUGUUUUAAACUGGGGGGCUCUACUUUCAGCCAAUAGGAGCCACCUCCAUUCCAUUUCGGCCAAAGUUUCACAAUG
Microtus oregoni (creeping vole) is the source of this 916-nucleotide messenger RNA. RefSeq names its product myelin P2 protein. Bases 39 to 437 code for a protein of 132 amino acids. The transcript has 4 exons. Gene Ontology annotation, biological process: fatty acid transport. Gene Ontology annotation, cellular component: cytosol; nucleus. Gene Ontology annotation, molecular function: fatty acid binding. Lineage: Eukaryota; Metazoa; Chordata; Mammalia; Rodentia; Cricetidae. The record is from RefSeq and is a predicted model, not a curated record.